CAGGAGCAGCGGCGAUUCCAUUGAAGUUCCUGGCGAUCACCUGGCUGCUGGUGGCAGUCACAACUGGAGCAGGAGCAGCCACAACAGCUGCGGGAUGAGUGUAAGCCAGAGGAGCAGUGUAGGCCAGUGGAGAAGUGUAGGCCAGAGGAGCACCCAGAAGUCCUGGCUUGGCAGCAACACAGGCAACGAUGGCCAGGAUAACAAAUCAACCAUCACUAUGUUCAAAUCCGCUGUUGUUAUCCUGGCCAUCGUUGCCUGUGUUGCUGCCAAGCCAGGACUUCUGGAUGCUCCUCUGGCCUACACUUCUCCUUUGGCCUACUCUCAUCCCGCUGCUGUGGUGGCUGCUCCUGCUCCAGUUGUGACUGCCACCAGCAGCCAGGUGAUCGCCAGGAACUUCAAUGGAAUCGCAGCUGCUCCAGUGGUUGCUCCAGUGGCUGCUCCCGUGAUUGCGAAGUAUGCCGCUGCUCCUCUGGCUGCUCCCUUGGCCUACACCUCCCCGUUGGCCUAUUCCGCACCCCUGAGCUACGCCGCUGCUCCCGCACCACUUCUUAUCUAAAUAAGGAACCUGUGAUCACCUAGAAAAAUAAACUAAAUCUUUGGAACUUAA
This is a messenger RNA of Drosophila elegans, 607 nucleotides long. RefSeq names its product cuticle protein 38-like. NCBI's taxonomy places the organism in Eukaryota, Metazoa, Arthropoda, Insecta, Diptera, Drosophilidae. The transcript is spliced from 3 exons. Bases 95 to 556 code for a protein of 153 amino acids. The record is from RefSeq and is a predicted model, not a curated record.